Clupea harengus (Atlantic herring) is the source of this 869-nucleotide messenger RNA. RefSeq names its product FCF1 rRNA-processing protein (gene fcf1). Gene Ontology annotation, cellular component: small-subunit processome. Lineage: Eukaryota; Metazoa; Chordata; Actinopteri; Clupeiformes; Clupeidae. The record is from RefSeq and is a predicted model, not a curated record.
CAGUGUCGUUUGUUGAUGACGUAUGAGGAAGUCGACCCACACCAGAUCAUUUCUAACAGGGGCUGUUUUCACACCACACGAGGACGCAGACUCAUCAACAGAAUGGGUAAACAGAAGAAGACUAAGAAGUUUGCCACAAUGAAGAGAAUGAUCAGUCUAAAAGAUUCACGAUUAAAAGAAAAGGAUCAAUCAAAAAAGACUGUGAAAAAGAAGGAGGACCCCUCAGAAAUGAAAGAAAAGGAGGUGCCAAAGUAUCCAUCCUGUCUCUUCUUCCAGUACAACACACAACUCGGUCCCCCUUAUCACAUUCUUGUGGAUACCAACUUUAUUAACUUUUCCAUCAAGGGAAAAUUGGAUGUAGUGCAAUCAAUGAUGGAUUGUCUAUAUGCAAAGUGUAUUCCUUGCAUCACAGAUUGUGUUUUAGCUGAACUGGAAAAGCUGGGCAUGAAGUAUAGAGUGGCACUGAGAAUCGCCAAGGACCCACGCUUCGAGCGCUUGCCAUGCUCACACAAAGGAACAUAUGCUGAUGACUGCUUAGUCCAGAGGGUGUUACAGCACAAAUGUUACAUUGUGGCAACAGUGGACAGAGACCUGAAAAGAAGGCUCCGUAAGAUACCCGGCGUGCCAAUCAUGUAUAUCUCCAAUCACAGGUACAACAUAGAACGAAUGCCAGAUGAUUAUGGAGCACCAAGGACCUAAAUUACUUGGAAACCAUACUAACCUGUCUUAUUUUGAACUGUUUACACACCAAGUUCAUUGUUGCAUUUUUUCUUUUUUCAAAUUCGAUUUCAGUGCAAAGAAAUUAUUGUAAAUUAACAAAGAUAAUUUGUUUUUGUUGUGUUUGUUUGAAAUAAAAUAAAAAAUAUCAA